AUGGAUCACCAACAAGACUACUAUGGCCCUGGCCAACCAGGCACCGUGAACUCGAGCGCCGCCCCAACACCACGACGUCCGGGCUCGCUGAACGACCCAGACGGACGGAACCCCUUUGGCGAUGGUGUCGAGUCCCAGGCUUCCCAGAGAUCAGUCAACAAUGGCAACCCAUUCUCCAGCCCGUCGGCAUCCCGCCCACCAAGCAGCUUCGACUCUUCCUCGGCCAUGGGAGCCCGCUAUGAGGACAGGGGACAGCGCUACUUUCACUCGAGGCGAGUACGCAAGGGCGAGGUGGAGAAGCCGUGGACCAAGACGGUUGAUCCCAAGGAAAAGUGGGUGACGAUUCUGCCCGUGAUCGGUAUCGUUAUCGGGUUGGGAAUUUCGGGCUUCUUGGUGUGGGACGGCAUGCGCAGUGUGGUCAAGCACAAGUACUGCCCAGUGUUGGAGGAAGACUUUAGCCGGGGCUUCAACUCUGACGUCUGGAUGAAGGAGGUGCAGCUGGGCGGGUUCGGCAAUGGCGAGUUUGACAUGACUACUGCGGGCGACGAGAACGUCUUUGUUCAGGAUGGCAAGCUCAUUAUCAAGGCGACCCUGACCGAUGACAAGUACAUCUUGCAGAACCACACCAUCAACCUCAUCGAUGACGGUACUUGCACAUCCACCGAGUUCAAGCACUGCGUUGCUGUCACCAACACCAACAACGGCAACUCGAGCAUUGUGCCCCCUGUGAAGUCGGGCCGUAUCAAUACCAAACCGGGUGCCGCCAUCAAGUAUGGCCGUGUCGAAGUUACUGCCAAGCUUCCCGAGGGUGACUGGCUCUGGCCCGCCAUCUGGAUGAUGCCCGUCAAGGACACCUAUGGAGCCUGGCCUGCGUCUGGCGAGAUCGACAUUGUGGAAAGCCGCGGCAACAACUAUACCUACCCGCAAGGUGGCAACAACAUCAUGUCCUCUGCUCUUCACUGGGGUCCUUCCCCCGCCCAGGACUCGUGGUGGCGCACCAACGUCAAGCGCCCCGCGCUCCACACGACCUACUCUGCCGGGUUCAACACCUUCGGUCUCGAAUGGUCGCAGAAGUACCUCUUCACCUAUGUCAACUCGCGGCUCCUCCAGGUUCUCUACACCAACUUUGACACUCGGCUCUGGGAGCGCGGCAAUUUCCCCAGCGCCGACUCCAACGGAACCUGGAUCCGCAACCCCUGGGAACAGGGCGGGCAGAACGCUCCCUUUGACCAAAAGUUCUUCCUCAUCCUCAACGUUGCCGUCGGUGGCACCAACGGCUGGUUCGAGGACGGUGUCAAUGGCAAGCCCUGGCUGGACUCUUCCGAGAACGCCAGGAAGAACUUUUGGGAGGCCAGAAACCAAUGGCUUCCCACAUGGAAGUCCCCGCAGAUGGAGGUCAGCAAGGUCAUCAUGUGGCAGCAGUGCAACGGUGACGAGGGUGAUUUGUAG
This is a messenger RNA of Podospora anserina S mat+, 1449 nucleotides long. RefSeq lists its product as uncharacterized. Lineage: Eukaryota; Fungi; Ascomycota; Sordariomycetes; Sordariales; Podosporaceae. The transcript has 2 exons. The record is from RefSeq and is a predicted model, not a curated record. Gene Ontology annotation, molecular function: hydrolase activity, hydrolyzing O-glycosyl compounds. Gene Ontology annotation, biological process: carbohydrate metabolic process. Bases 1 to 1449 code for a protein of 482 amino acids.